GGUCUCCUCUGUCCGAUAGGCGGGCCGCGCAGGCGCAGAGAGUCCCAGCCAGCUGGCUGAGGACCACCCAGGCGAGGGGACCCGAGUGCACCUCUAUGGUUGGGGCGGCGAGUGUAAGACCCUUUGAGUGCAGUUAGCUACCACGUAGGGCUCAAGGUAAAGGGACAGACGCCGGAAGGGGUGCUGACUAAUCGGCCUCGGUCCUCAGAGAUGCGGUGACGCCCAAGCCACCAUGGCAGCGGCCAACGAACUGACCUUCCACCAAUUUGAGGAAGCCAAUGAUCUUCUGGGUGAGACCCCGGAUGCAGCCACCCUAAGCAGAAGUGAUCAGCUGACCCUACAAGGACACGUGGCUGUGGCUGUGGGCUCAGGUGGCAGCUAUGGAGCUGAGGAGGAGGUGAAGGAGGAGAGUGACAAGGCAGUGCUCCUACAGAAGAAGCAGAAGCAUCAGCCUGGAUUCUGGACCUUUGGCUACUAUCAGAGCUUCUUUGACGUGGACACCUCACAGGUCCUGGACCGGAUCAAAGGUACACUGCUGCCCCGGCCUGGCCACAAUUUUGUCCGGCAUCAUCUGCGGAAUCAGCCGGAUCUGUACGGCCCCUUUUGGAUCUGUGCCACACUGGCCUUCGUCCUGGCCAUCACCGGCAACCUGACACUAGUGCUGGCCCAGAGGAGAGACCCUUCUAUCCACUAUAGCCCCCAGUUCCACAAGGUGACUGUGGCUGGCAUCACCAUCUACUGCUAUGCGUGGCUGGUGCCACUGGCGUUGUGGGGCUUCCUAAGGUGGCGCAAGGGCAUCCGGGAGCACAUGGGGACCUACACUUUCCUGGAGACCGUGUGUGUCUAUGGCUACUCCCUCUUCGUCUUUAUUCCCAUGGUGGUCCUAUGGCUCAUUCCCGUGCCAUGGUUGCAGUGGCUGUUAGGGGCCCUGGCGCUAACCCUGUCAGCCACCUGGCUGGUAUUCACCCUGUGGCCUAUUGUCCGUGAGGACACCAGGCUGGUGGCUGCAGCACUGCUGUCUACUGUAGUACUGCUCCACGCCCUGCUGGCCUUGGGCUGUAAGUUGUACUUCUUCCAGUCACUGCCUCCAGAGCACUUGGUACCUUCAUCCCAAGCCCCAUCUCUGCCCCCAAAUGUACCACUACCACCUACCCUACCAAGGUCCAUGGCCACCUCCUAGGAAGACCCAGGUCCCACAGGCAAAACGUAAGAGGACACAUCUGCUUGUCAGCCCCACCUCAACCACAAGUGAAGGCUCCUUCAACACCUAAAGAUCACUCUGUUACUUUCCAGAUUUUUCUUACAAAGCAAACACAUUUAUUUUCUAUGCAAAGGUGAUUCAGAGAAUUUAUAUAAAGGCGGGGGAAGGGCAGGGAGCUUCCAGCCAGAACAGGGCUGGGGGGACUCCCACAACCCUACUGCCUGCUGGGUCCCUACUCUCCCUGACAUGACUCAACUCACUGGCCACAAGAGGGAGGGCCAGGGGCAGGUCUGGGUACACACAUGGCAGGCUAGGGGGCCUGGCCUGAGCUCCAGCAUCUGAGUUUGGGGGAGGAGAAGAAAACUGCCUGUGCUGAAACAAUGUUUCCUUGUCUCUUUAUUUUUUUGAAGAGAAAGGUUUCUGUUAGGUCCCUUCUCAGUCUGGGGGUAGGGCCAAAAUACCAUCAUAGUAGUAGGGACUGGAGCGUCUACAAGUAUGGAAGGGAAAUACACAGGCCUAAUGCUAGCUACAAGGAAAAGGAUGCCUUCCCAGACAGAUCUUUGAGGUGUGUCUGUGUCUGCCCCAAGUGGCGAUGGUGGCCUUUGUUUCAGGCCCAGCACCUGGGGCCACCUCUCCUCUUGAUAUAGGGUACAAGGGGCUCAGGGACAGAACAGCAGCAAGAGGCAGAGGCCAAGGACGGAAGCCUUCCCAACAGUGGGGCAGGUUGUACAUUCAAGUGUGAGGUGAACCCUUUGGUGGGGAGGGAGCCUCAGCAGGGCCACCCCUCACCACUGAGCCUCUGAAUCUGGGGAGCAGGGCUGCUGGCUCGGCCCAGCCGGCCUGGCUUCUCAGAGGGUCUGUAGAUUGACACUGGUUCUUUUCGUAAAAAAAUAAAAUUAAAAAAAGCAGCA
Nycticebus coucang (slow loris) is the source of this 2112-nucleotide messenger RNA. RefSeq names its product Yip1 domain family member 2 (gene YIPF2). The transcript has 9 exons. The record is from RefSeq and is a predicted model, not a curated record. Lineage: Eukaryota; Metazoa; Chordata; Mammalia; Primates; Lorisidae. Bases 233 to 1180 code for a protein of 315 amino acids. Gene Ontology annotation, cellular component: Golgi apparatus; membrane. Gene Ontology annotation, molecular function: small GTPase binding. Gene Ontology annotation, biological process: vesicle-mediated transport.